Messenger RNA from Malus domestica (apple), 3810 nucleotides. The record is from RefSeq and is a predicted model, not a curated record. NCBI's taxonomy places the organism in Eukaryota, Viridiplantae, Streptophyta, Magnoliopsida, Rosales, Rosaceae.
AUGGUUGCUCUUUUCUCUGACCAAACAAAUGAGGGUAGACACUUCAGGCAAAAUAUUCGAGCUUACAAUCACGCAUUUGCAUUCACUUCAAUGGGAGUACACGUGGAUGAAAGAAUAAAUAUUGGUGGCCGUGGGAUUUACACAUUUCGUGCUCAAGGUGCAUUAUAUCAUAAGAUUGGUGGACUUUUACCACAUGAAGGAAACAGACCGCGAUUUUUACAAGCCUAUAUAUAUGACACUGAGCAUGAAGUUGAAAACCGAAUGUGUGAAAGUGAAGUUUUAGAUAGAUGUGUGGUUGAAAAGAUACAACAUAUGUUGAACAACCAUAAUCCUUUUGUUCAUACAUUGCGAAGCCUCGGACAACGCCAAGAUUUGCCGAAUUGCAAGUUGAUCCUAAAAGAGCAACCAAUAGAUCGGCGUCAAUACAGUCUACCAUCAGCAUCACAAGUUGCAGCAAUUAUAAUAGAUGGAGAUGAUGCCACCAUUGCAAAUGGAAGGGAUAUCGUGGUCGAGACAAUUAGUGGAAGACUUUCUCACGUCCGAGACUAUGUCGGAUUUUAUGAUCCGUUACAGUAUCCAUUAUUGCUACCUUACGGUACAUAUGGUUGGGAUGUUAAUAGUCGUGAUGAUGGUGGAAGAGCAAUAACAUGUUGCGACUAUUAUGCUUAUAUGUUACAGAUAACUACAUUAAAAUUGAAUCACAAAAACUUCGAUGGCUGCGUUCUAAUCAAGCCACAGUUAGAGCGGAUCUCUAUAAAGGACUUCAAGACUCUUUUAAAUGCAGGUCAACACAAUGCAGGUAGCAUUGGGCGUAGAAUUAUUUUACCAUCAUCAUUUGUUGGAAGCCCACGUGACAUGUACCAAGGAUAUCAAGAUGCAAUGACUCUGGUUCAAAGAUUCGGAAAGCCAGAUCUUUUUAUUACCAUGACAUGUAACCCAAGUUGGGAAGAAAUCAAAAGUGAAUUACUCGCUGGACAAACUCCACAAGAUCGUCCUAACUUACUCACUAGAGUAUUUCAUGCAAAACUUGAGCAACUAAAAGAAGACAUCAUUGAAAAGGGGGUACUAGGCAAUGUUGUUGCCUACACAUACGUUAUUGAGUUUCAGAAACGUGGUCUUCCACAUGUGCAUAUGCUGGUGGUGUUAGAUGAAAAUGAUAAAAUCAAUAACCCAGAUGAGUAUGACCGAAUUGUUAGAGCUGAAAUACCAAACGAAGACGUAGAGCCUCAACUUUACAAUGUGGUGUUAAAGCAUAUGAUUCAUGGCCCGUGUGGGAUUCAUAAUCCUCAAUCUCCAUGUAUGAAAAAUGGGAGCUGUAAGAGAAAGUAUCCCAAACCAUUUGCACCAGUCACUGUUCAAGGGAAUGAUUCGUAUCCAAUUUAUCAAAGGCGAGGAAAUCGAUUGCCCGUCUCUCUUGAUCGACAAGGAAACAUAAUGGUUGAUAAUAGUUGGGUUAUUCCAUAUAAUCCAUGGUUGCUGUUAAGUGUCAAGUACUUAUAUAAGUAUGUUUACAAAGGCCCAGAUAGAGUGACAGUCGAAGUGCAAUCAGACCCUGAAUACGAUGAAAUAAAGCAGUUUCAGGAUGCAAGAUGGGUUUGCGCACCAGAGGCAUUAUGGAAGAUAUUCAAGUUCAUUAUUAAUCGAAUUUACCCAUCUGUUGAGCGAUUGCAAAUACAUCUUCCUAAUAUGCACCAAGUUCAGUUUCGUGCCGACGAGAGCAUAAUAAAUAUUCUACGUGAUGAGAGUACAAGAAAGACAAUGUUAACUGAAUUUUUUACACUUAAUCAUGUGGAUGCAGAAGCGCGACGGUACGUAUACAUGGAAAUCCCAUCACAUUACAGAUGGAUUCAAGCUCAAAGAAAAUGGUCUAAAAGAAUGAAUCGUAACAAGGUUAUUGGACGAAUAUAUGCAGUUUCACCUGCUGAAGGUGAAAAAUUUUACCUUCGGAUCCUUCUUAAUCAUGUUAGAGGACCAACAUCUUUCACAAACUUGAGAACAGUUAAUGGGGUUUUGCAUCCAACAUUUAAGCAGGCAGUAGAACAACGAGGUUUGUUAGAAAGAGAUGACAGUAUUCGACAAUGUUUGCUAGAGGCCUCCACAAUUCAAAUGUCGUCGGCUUUAAGAAGAUUAUUCGUCACCAUAUUGGUAUAUUGUGCACCAAUUGGUGUUCGAGGGUUAUGGGAUGAGUUCUAUCCAUUCAUGAUAGAAGAUUAUGUUUCCAUGACUAACAUAACUCCCACACUUGCUACCAACAGACUCUUGCGUGAGUUGAACAUACUUUUGGUUCAAUUUAAUAAGAGUAUAAACGAGUUUGAUUUGCCCCAAAUGACAAGAGGAAAUGAAUCAAGUUCAGGAAUGACAAGAUGUAUUGAAGAUGAGAUAUCCAUAGGUAUUCCACAACAAGAUCUUGAUGCAAUUGAACGUUUAAAUGAUGACCAAAGAAGUGCGUUUAACAUAAUAAUGGGUGCAGUUCAACGAUCAGAGAAUGCAACUUUUUUUGUGGAUGGUCCUGGUGGAACUGGAAAAACUUACUUAUAUCGCGCAUUGUUAGCAAGCUUGAGAAGGUUGGGGCACAUAGUAUUAGCAACAACAUCAUCUGGAAUAGCAGCUACGAUAUUGCCUGGUGGGAGGACAGCACAUUCUAAAUUCAAGAUACCACUUAGUCUUGAUGCAUCAUCGAUGUGUUCGAUUGGUAAGCAAUCUGAUUUAGCAAAGCUAAUACAAAAGGCAAAGGCAAUUAUUUGGGAUGAAGCAACAAUGACGCAUCGUCAUGCAUUUGAAGCACUCGAUCGAACGUUCAGAGACCUAACAGAUAUUGACUUACCAUUUGGGGGGGAAAUAAUGAUAUUUGGGGGAGAUUUUCGACAAGUUCUUCCUGUUAUCCGGAAAGGAACCAAGUCUGAACUAAUCCAAGCAAGUGUUGUUAAGGCAUCAUUUUGGUCACAGGUAAAGAUUUUAAAACUCAAACAAAACAUGAGAUCCAUAAAUGAUCGUGAAUUUUCAGAAUUUUUACUUCGUGUUGGUGAUGGGAAUGAAGAUGUUAUUAUGGAUGAUAUGGUAAAACUACCUGAAUGCAUGGUGAUACCAUGGGAGAGUGAGCAUUCCAUUAAUCAAUUAAUUGCCAAAAUCUUCCCUGACUUAGAGGAUCAUCUGAAUGAUGCAACCUACAUGGUGGAAAGGGCGGUGGUAACUCCUACAAAUGAAGACGUUGAUAUGUUAAAUGAAAAGAUAAUCAAUAUGUUUCCAGGUUUAGAAGAGACAAUGUAUUCAUUUGAUUCAGUUGAGGAUGAUGAAAGGAAUUUGUAUCAGCCAGAGUUCUUGAAUUCAAUCUCACUUGGUGGUUUGCCUCCGCACAAGUUAACUUUGAAAAGAGGUGCUCCAAUCAUGCUUUUAAGGAAUAUUGAUCCGAAAUUGGGAUUGUGUAAUGGUACAAGAUUAUUGUGUCGUGGUUCUUACCGAAAUCUUAUUGAUGUUGAAAUUCUAACUGGACAAUUUGCCGGAUCCAGAGUUUUCUUACCAAGAAUCCCUCUCAAAAGUACUGAUACUGCUGGGCUUCCAUUUGAACUUACAAGAAAGCAGUUUCCAGUGAAACUAAGUUUCUCUAUCACUAUAAACAAAUCUCAAGGUCAGACAAUACCACAUGUAGGCGUUUACCUUCCAGAUCAUGUCUUCAGUCACGGACAAUUAUAUGUGGCUUUAUCGAGGGGGGUCUCAAAGUUAACCACAACUGUGUUAGUAAAAAAUGGCUCCAUAGUCGGCCAACAAGGUGUAUUUACACGGAAUAUUGGCAAUGAAAAUUUGAAGCGUUAA